Olea europaea var. sylvestris is the source of this 518-nucleotide messenger RNA. RefSeq names its product probable E3 ubiquitin-protein ligase ARI8. The record is from RefSeq and is a predicted model, not a curated record. NCBI's taxonomy places the organism in Eukaryota, Viridiplantae, Streptophyta, Magnoliopsida, Lamiales, Oleaceae. The coding region runs from base 168 to 518 and encodes 116 amino acids. The transcript has 3 exons.
AUUGAACAACCAACGUGAGACAAACGUGUAACUUAGGUGACCUCCACUAAAAUUUUUCUUGCUUCCAUAUAUUUCAUUCUGUCUGCCUGCGCAUUUUCUUCACAUAUACGUACAACAAAUACAAGUAUUUGUAUCUAUAUAUUUAUACAUACACAUAGAGAGAGGAAAUGGAAUCGGAGGACGAGAUGGAGCUGAUGAUGGACGAUUCGAACGACGACGAUGAAUUCUACGGCGGCGGAGGAGAUGAUGAUGACCUGGAUGACGUCAUCAUGGAUUACGAUGGCUUCAUCGACCAUGAUACGGAUGACUCCGACGACUUCGACUUCUCCUCCUCCUCCCAUUCACACCACAACCAUCAUCAUCGAUCGCAGAACUAUGCAAUUUUGAGUGAAGCUGAUAUUCAGCAACUGCAAGAGGAAAAUAUUACAAAGGUAUCUACAGUUCUUUCCAUUCCAAGGGAUGCUGCUAGCAUUCUUCCUAGUUCCUUCAAGUGUGAACGGCUUCCUGGCUUCAGCUAA